AGCUGAUCUGAAUCCGAGUAAGUAUGCUAUGUUUCAAGCCGUUCUGCCCUGAUCACCUCAGCUCAGGUUAAGACUCCCUGCCUCUCUCUCUCUCUCUGUAUUUUGUUCACUCUGGUUCUGUCCUUUUACUCUGUUUUUCUCUGUUCCUGUGUUGUUUGGGUUAAAUUUCAGUGAGAUUUUGUGGGUUCUUAAUAUCUGUUACUGGGCUUUCAGUAGGUAGUGUUUGGGUGUGUGAUUUUCCUGUUGAGCAGCUAAAGUCUUUUUGAAGGAAGCAGAGAACAAUGUCAGACAACUUACCAGCUAAAGUCUCCGAAUCAUUAUUCUCCAAAGAAGUAGAAGAAGAAGAAGAAGCGAUGUGGGACUUUCUACCCCCUGAAAUCCUACCCAAUAUUCUCCUACGCCUACCUACAAAAUCCAUUGUAAAGUUCACCUGUGUCUGCAAAACAUGGAGAUCCCUCAUCCGAAGCCCUGACUUCAUUUCUGCUCAUCUUAAGCUUUCCAACUGCAACCAACCCCUCCUCCUCUUCAGGUUCUGCUCUGACAGCCGCCUGGAUUGUGAAAAAGAAGACAACGAUGAAAAAGAAGUCUACAAAUUGUAUUGUGACAACCAAGAUUUCAAUGAUCAUGCCAGGUUUGACUUCCCUUUUCAUACUCUAGGUCGUAGAUUAAUAUUUAGGGUGGUUGGUACUUGUAAUGGCCUUGUCUGUGUUGAGGAUGAUGGUUUAUUGGACAGAAUUAUUCUCUGGAACCCUUGUGUUAGAAUGUUUGUGGAACUUCCUAAACCCAGUAUCACCUAUCAGGGCUAUCACGAGGACGAUGGGUAUGGGUACGAUGGGGCUACUGGGCUUGGAUUUGAUUCAAAAACUAAUGACUAUAAGGUGGUGAGGGUUGUGACAGUUGUGGAUGUGAGGAGGAGAGGCGACUGGGGUGUGUAUCCACCAAAGGUUGAGGUUUACUCACUUGCCACAGGUGAAUGGAGUAUGGUUACAACUGCUUUGCCUUGUGCUGUACGUCAUCAUGAUCCACUGCCUUUUGUUAAUGGCGCUCUGCAUUGGGUUGCUUUGAGGAGAACUAAUUGCAAUAAAUAUCACAAUUUUAUUACGGUUCUCGAUUUGGGGGACAUGGUUUUCAGCGAGAUCGUACUGCCUAUACUUUCGGAUGAUAAAGAUGAUGAAGAUGAGUCUCACAUUCGUCCCUUUAUUUCAGCAUAUGGGAAUUCCCUUGCCCUGUGUCAGGAGGGAUUUCAUACUCUCUGUGUCAAUGUAUGGCUGAUGAAGAGGUAUGCAGAUUCAUCUUCAUGGACCAAAAUUGUGAUUUUUCCUCAUAUAGGUCUCAGGGAUCAAGAUAUCAAUGACAUAAUAGGUGCGGAUCAUGCUGAGGGGUACAUAUACAGGGCUAAAGGUUUUAGGAAGAGUGGUGAGGUUGUAGUGCAAUUGGAUUUGGACCAACGGCUCGUCUCACAAGACCUUGAGACACAAGAGUGUAAAGAUCUUAGGAUUUCUGCAUAUAACUAUACUUUCGUUGGUUCUUAUGUUAAGAGUCUAGUUUUGCUUGACAAACCCAACCGUGCAGCAACUUAUUAAGGAAAAUGAAAGAGGAUACAGUUUUUGAGGAGGUUCAAUGCUGCAUAUUUAGACACAGUUUCAAACCCAUUUCACGUGACAAAAGGAUCUGCACCAUAUUCAAAUCCUUUGGGUUGAGUUCAGCUGGGUGAAUAACUGCUGCCACUGUUCAAACUAAACCUUUAUGAAUCUUCCUUUUGUGAAGCUGGUUGAUUUAAUUUUUUUUUUUCUUUUCUUAUGCCUUGCUUUUGUUUUUCCUAGGAAUUGGGUUUUGUUAAUCGUCCAUGUAAAUCUCAUGAAAAUUUUAGAGAUUGUAACAUUUAUCUUUAUAUAAAACUUCAUUUUGAGUAAUACUAGAGAUAGAAACAAGCGAUUGUGUUA
Messenger RNA from Quercus robur (English oak), 1943 nucleotides. RefSeq names its product putative F-box protein At2g02030. Bases 282 to 1583 code for a protein of 433 amino acids. The transcript has 3 exons. Lineage: Eukaryota; Viridiplantae; Streptophyta; Magnoliopsida; Fagales; Fagaceae. The record is from RefSeq and is a predicted model, not a curated record. Gene Ontology annotation, molecular function: protein binding.